AUGCUCUUCCAAAAUAAAGAACGUGGUCAGCCUGAGAACCAGCCUUGCCAGAAUAUAGUAUCUCACACCUAUUCAAACGAUGCAACAAACACACCAAGCUACAAGUUUUCUACAACUUCAGAAGAUGAAGAUCCAUUUGAGGAUAAUUCAGAUUUGGAUCCAAAUUUUGAAUUAAGAGAUGAUGACAAGACAAUAACUGAAGGUGACAUGAAAAUGAUUUGGUAGAUAUAACAACUAAAAAACGUAAACGAUUUAUGAAGAAAAAAGAAAGGAAGCGACAAAGAAAACCCGAAGAAUGGGCGGAUAAUAAAGCAAAAUCUAUGUUAGAUCAAGGAAAAGAACAUAAAAAUAUAGCAGGGAAAAAAAUUAAUGCAAGAAAAUUAAAAGAGCCAUGUAAGUGUAGAUUUAAGUGUGCAGAUAAGAUGACUGAAGAAAAUAGACAAAAUAUUUUUGAGGACUUUUGGGGUAUUGCAGAUCACACGAUUUUAUUCUACGAUUUGUUGAAGAAAAAC
Molecule: messenger RNA, 512 nt
Organism: Acanthoscelides obtectus
Lineage: Eukaryota; Metazoa; Arthropoda; Insecta; Coleoptera; Chrysomelidae
Source: the annotation of a GenBank genome assembly